ACUACUAAUGGCAACCAAAAACCAAGCACAUAUAUCGAUCACGAUUUAAUGACCUUGAGGGCUGGGGCAGCUAUAGAACCCCCCAUUCAAAUCUAUCGAUUCAGUUGCGCGUACCAUCCGUUUCCAUCCGGUGUGGAGCGUAAAUCGCGCUUCGUAGGUCAGCGUGUGCAAAAAUAACUUUAUCCAUUAGCUUUACUGACAUCACAAAAUGGUAAGUUGACUUUGUUGUACCUACGCUCACCUUCAGCGGGAGUGCAUCAGUCUUCACAUAGGACAAUCCGGAGUGCAAGUUGGCAAUGCUUGCUGGGAACUUUACUGUCUGGAACACGGGAUUCAGCCGGAUGGACAAAUGCCAAGCGACAAAACCAUCGGUGGUGGAGACGACUCAUUUGAAACCUUUUUUAGUGAAACGGGUGCUGGAAAACAUGUGCCAAGGGCAGUUAUGGUCGACUUAGAACCAACAGUAGUCGAUGAAGUCCGAACUGGGACUUAUCGUCAGCUCUUCCAUCCAGAGCAAUUGAUAACUGGCAAGGAGGAUGCCGCAAAUAAUUAUGCACGUGGGCAUUAUACCAUUGGUAAAGAGAUGGUUGAUUUGGUCCUGGACAGAAUUCGUAAACUGGCCGACCAGUGUACCGGGCUCCAGGGAUUUCUGAUCUUUCAUUCGUUUGGUGGUGGCACCGGAUCUGGAUUCACUGCACUCCUGCUAGAACGUGUUAGCGUUGAUUAUGGAAAGAAAUCAAAACUGGAAUUUGCUGUCUAUCCAUCACCACAAAUUUCGACGUGUGUUGUUGAACCAUACAAUUCCAUUUUGAAUGUUCACACUACUUUGGAGUUGUCCGAUUGCGCAUUCAUUAUGGAUAACGAAGCUAUUUAUGACGUGUGCCGACGCAACCUGGACAUAGAACGACCAACAUAUACCAAUCUGAACCGGUUGCUGGGACAAGUGGUCAGCUCAAUAACGGUAUCUCUGCGAUUUGAUGGCGCUUUAAAUGUGGAUCUGAUGGAGUUCCAGACGAAUUUGGUUCCCUACCCUAGGAUCCAUUAUCCAUUGUCCACCUACGCUCCUGCCAUCAAUGCUGAGAAGGCGUACCACGAACAACUUACCGUCGCCGAAAUAACGAACUCCUGUUUUGAACCUGCUAACCAACUCGUCAAGUGCGACCCACGCCAUGGGAAAUACAUGGCAUGUUGUUUACUCUAUCGUGGCGAUGUGGUACCGAAAGAUGUGAAUGCAGCAAUCGCCACCAUUAAAUCGAAGCGCACUAUUCAGUUCGUCGAUUGGUGCCCAACCGGUUUCAAGGUUGGUAUCAACUAUCAACCUCCGACUGCAGUACCAGGAGGUGAUUUGGCCAAAGUACAACGUGCCGUAUGUAUGCUGAGUAAUACAACGGCCAUAUGCGAAGCGUUUGCUCGUCUGAAUCACAAAUUCGAUUUAAUGUACGCAAAACGAGCUUUUAUCCAUUGGUUUGUCGGUGAGGGAAUGGAAGAAGGUGAAUUUUCAGAAGCUCGUGAAGAUCUUGCUGCCCUCGAAAAAGAUUAUGAAGAAGUCGGUGCAGAUAGUGUCGAGGGUGAGGAAGGAGAGGCGGAAGAAGAAUAUUAAGCCUGAUUUUCUUUGCGAUUUUGUUCGUCUUCAUGUGGCGACCGACGCUUCCUAUUCUUGGCGAACUGACGGCGCUUAGAAAUAACUCAACUGGAUUGCUUCCAGUACAUGAUGCAAACUUCUCCACUUGCACAAGUCGUCACUUCAGCUUACUGUGAAAUGCACAGUUCAACUGUUUUGUUUGCCUAACUAUUACGAGAUUUGUCAAUAUCUCGUAAUAGAUGACAAAAGGCAGGCCAUGCACAUCCUAUUACAUUUGUAAUAGAAAAGGUCUCCUCGAU
This is a messenger RNA of Opisthorchis viverrini, 1881 nucleotides long. RefSeq lists its product as hypothetical. NCBI's taxonomy places the organism in Eukaryota, Metazoa, Platyhelminthes, Trematoda, Opisthorchiida, Opisthorchiidae. Gene Ontology annotation, biological process: mitotic cell cycle; microtubule cytoskeleton organization. Bases 350 to 1600 code for a protein of 416 amino acids. The record is from RefSeq and is a predicted model, not a curated record. Gene Ontology annotation, molecular function: GTP binding; structural constituent of cytoskeleton. Gene Ontology annotation, cellular component: cytoplasm; microtubule. The transcript has 2 exons.